AUGUCGGAACCUCAGCGCGAUGUCUCCCAAUACAAGUACUCGGCCAUGUCCAACCUGGUUCUACAGGCGGACCGUCGUUUUGUCUCGCGACGAAAUGAUGAGGCUACCGGUGACCCAGAGUCCCUCGCAGGACGCCUGAGCAUCCGGGACAUGGGUGCGCGAGUCGGCCGUGACGACGCCCCGAAGCAAAAGAAGCAGCCUGGAAUGCCAGAUAUCCAAAGAGGCAGCAUGAAAGAAGGCCAGGACGUUCUUUUUCGUGAGCAGCAGAAACGAAAAGCCGACAACGCCAACCUCCGAGGCACUGGCGUCCUCGGCGCAAACGAGCCCUUGGUCGAGGGCAUCACCUAUCGACCUCGCACCCUCGCCACCCGCGCUACAUUUGACUUAAUACUUACCCUUGUCGCAACAACACUUGGCGAUGUACCACAUGAAGUCGUCCGAAGUGCGGCCGACGCUGUACUCGAAUACUUGAAAGACGAUGAUCUAAAGGACCUCGACAAGAAGAAGGAAAUCGACGAUAUCCUCGGCGCGACGAUGAACCCCAAGCAAUUCAACGAAUUGAUGAACCUUGGCAAGAAGAUCACAGACUACGAUGCCCAAGAUGACGAUGAGGAUGUUGCUAUGGGAGACGGCACCGGCGACGCUGAAAUCGACGAGCGUCAAGGUGUUGCUGUCGACUUUGAUGAUGAAGAUGAAGAUGACGAACUUGUUCCAGAGGUCCGUGACGAAUCAUCUGAUAGUGAAGAUGAAGGCGAGGAUGCUGGCGAGGAUGGACUAUCCAAACCCGACGCCGACGUCAAAGAUGACGACGAUCAGAUGGUUCUUGACGCUGGCCAAUUCAGCGACAAGACCGAAAAGCCAGAGAAGGGCGCCAUUGCAGCCAGAGAUAUCGAUGCCUUUUGGCUGCAAAGAGAGAUUGGCGCGUUCUAUCCCGACGCCCACGAACAGACCGACAAAACAAAAGAAGCCCUUCGCAUCCUAUCAGGAGAACCUGAUGAGACUGGUGGUGAAGAAAAGUCUUUGCGAGAAAUCGAGAAUGAUUUGAUGGAACUAUUUGACUUUGAACAUCACGAGCUUGUGCAAAAGCUUGUAGAAAAUAGAGAGAAGGUUUUCUGGCUCACCAAGCUAGCCAGAGCCGAGGACGCUGCAGCUCGCCAACAUGUUGAGCGGGAAAUCGCCUCCGAAGGGCUACAACGCAUCCUGAACGAGCUGCACGGCAAGUCUGGCAGCGAUGGGGAGCGCAAGGGUAUGAAGAUGGAUAUCGAUGUUCCUGCAUCGUUUACAGACAGUCAGCAAAAGGAAGAAGCCACCGACGGCCGUCUUGUCGGCGGCCUCCAGCCGAGGAAGCUCAUCAACCUUGACAAUCUUGUUUUUGAUCAAGGCAAUCAUCUGAUGACCAACCCCAAGGUCCGACUUCCCGAGGGCUCCACUAAGCGCUCAUUCAAGGGCUACGAAGAAAUUCAUGUGCCGCCUCCUAAGAAGCGCAAUGACCCCGAUGAUGUUCUCAUUCCAAUCACCGACAUGCCGGAGUGGUCGCGCCCUCCUUUUGGCACGACCAAGUCCUUGAACAAGAUCCAGUCCAAGUGCUUUCCUACAGCCUUUGGCGAUGACGGCAACAUGCUCAUUUGCGCACCGACAGGUUCCGGAAAGACAAACGUUGCCAUGUUGACGAUUCUCCGUGAGAUUGGAAAGAAUAGAAACCCUGACACAGGCGACAUUGAUCUUGACUCCUUCAAGAUUGUGUACAUCGCACCGCUCAAGGCCCUUGUUCAAGAACAAGUCGGUAACUUUGGCAAACGACUGGAGCCGUAUGGUAUCCGCGUUGCAGAGUUGACUGGUGAUCGUCAGCUUACCAAGGCUCAAAUUGCAGAGACUCAAAUCAUUGUCACUACUCCUGAGAAGUGGGACGUCAUCACACGAAAGGCGAACGAUCUUUCCUACACCAAUUUGGUGCGUCUCGUUAUCAUCGACGAGAUUCACUUGCUUCACGAUGACCGUGGUCCUGUUCUGGAGAGCAUUGUCAGCAGAACUAUUCGCAAGACGGAGCAGACUGGCGAACCAGUUCGUCUUGUCGGUUUGUCUGCUACACUUCCCAACUAUCGCGAUGUCGCCAGUUUCCUUCGUGUCGACAUGGAGUCUGGCCUCUUCCACUUUGAUGGAUCUUUCCGACCUUGCCCUCUGCGCCAGGAAUUCAUUGGCGUAACAGAUCGCAAGGCGAUCAAACAGCUCAAGACAAUGAACGAUGUCACCUAUAAUAAGGUUCUGGAACACGUGGGUCAGAAUAGAAACCAGAUGCUUAUCUUCGUGCACUCGCGAAAGGAGACAGCCAAGACUGCUCGCUACAUCAGAGACAAGGCCCUGGAGAUGGAGACUAUCAACCAAAUUCUCCGUCACGAUGCUGGCAGCCGUGAGGUGCUCCAGGAGGCUGCUGGUGAAGCUACGGAUCGGGAUCUGAAGGAUCUGCUGCCUCAUGGUUUCGGUAUACACCAUGCUGGUAUGAGCCGUGUCGACAGAACUGAUGUGGAAGACCUUUUUGCCCGAGGCGCCAUCCAGGUCCUAGUCUGCACCGCCACUCUUGCUUGGGGUGUCAACUUGCCCGCCCAUACCGUCAUCAUUAAAGGCACACAAGUGUAUUCUCCCGAGAAGGGUACUUGGGUCGAGCUGAGCCCACAGGACGUGCUGCAGAUGCUCGGUCGUGCGGGUCGACCCCAGUUCGACACCUACGGUGAAGGUAUCAUCAUCACCACACAAACCGAGAUUCAGUACUACCUUUCUCUACUCAACCAGCAACUGCCCAUUGAGAGUCAAUUUGUCAGCAAAUUGGUCGACAACCUCAACGCCGAAGUCGUCCUGGGCAACGUAAGAACACGUGACGAAGGUGUCGAGUGGCUCGGAUACACCUAUCUGUUCGUUCGUAUGCUGCGAUCUCCGGGUUUGUAUCAAGUGGGAGCCGAAUAUGAAGACGAUGUGGCCCUUGAGCAAAAGCGUGUAGAUCUCAUUCACGCUGCGGCCAUGGUCCUAAAGAAGACAAACUUGGCCAAGUACGAUGAAAAGACUGGGCGUUUCCAAUCAACUGAGCUUGGUCGCAUUGCCUCGCACUACUACAUUACUGCCAACUCUAUGGAAACGUACAACAACCUCAUCCAGCCUUCCAUUACUACCAUCGAACUGUUCCGCGUUUUCUCCUUGUCCGCCGAAUUCAAAUACAUCCCAGUCCGACAAGACGAGAAGCUAGAGCUUGCCAAGCUUCUCGGACGUGUGCCCAUCCCUGUCAAGGAGAGCAUCGAGGAACCCCAUUGCAAGAUCAACGUCCUGCUCCAAGCUUACAUUUCGCGUCUCUCGCUAGAUGGCCUGGCACUCAUGGCCGACAUGGUCUACAUUACCCAGAGUGCUGGUCGUAUCCUGAGAGCCGUCUUCGAAAUUGCGCUCAAGAAGGGCUGGGCCUCCGUGGCAAAGACUGCACUGGACCUUUGUAAGAUGGCUGAGAAGAGAAUGUGGCCUACCAUGACUCCUCUUCGACAAUUCCCUGCCUGCCCUCGCGACGUGAUUCAAAAGGCCGAGCGUAUCGAUGUUGCUUGGGAUAGCUACUUCGAUCUCGACCCUCCCCGCAUGGGUGAGCUUCUUGGAAUGCCCCGUGCUGGCCGCACUGUUUGCAACUUUGUCGCCAAGUUCCCCCGCGUCGACGUUCAGGCCCAGGUUCAGCCUAUGACCAGAUCGAUGCUCAAAGUCGAGCUUGCCAUCACGCCCAACUUCGAGUGGGAUGAUGCUGUGCACAGCGGUGCCGAGAGCUUCUGGAUCUUUGUCGAGGACUGUGAUGGUGAAGAUAUCCUCUUCCACGACACCUUCCUCCUGCGCAAAGACUACGCCGUCUCGGAGUCAAAUGAGCACAUUGUCGACUUCACUGUGCCCAUCACCGACCCCAUGCCGCCCAACUACUUCAUUUCAGUUAUUUCUGAUCGAUGGAUGCAUUCAGAGACGCGAAUUCCCGUGUCUUUCCAAAAGCUCAUCCUUCCCGAGAAGUUCCCUCCCCACACGGAGCUGCUUGACCUCCAGGCCUUGCCCGUCUCUGCGCUCAAGACCGCAAGCUACAUCAAACUGUACCCUGAGUGGAAGCAGUUCAAUAAGAUCCAAACGCAGGUCUUUAAUUCUCUGUACAAGACGGAGCAAAACGUUUUUGUCGGCGCUCCGACUGGCAGCGGCAAGACAGUAUGUGCAGAGUUCGCUUUGCUUCGCCACUGGGCUCAGGAGGACUCAGGCAGAGCUGUCUACAUUGCUCCAUUCCAGGAACUUGUUGAUGCCCGUCUGCAAGACUGGCAAAAGCGACUCGGCCACUUGGCUGGUGGCAAAGAAAUUGUCAAGCUUACUGGAGAGACUGCCACCGACCUCAAGAUGCUCGAGCAGGGUGACCUGAUUCUUGCCACACCCACUCAGUGGGAUGUUCUUUCGCGCCAGUGGAAGCGUCGAAAGAAUGUCCAGAAUGUCCAACUUUUCAUCGCGGAUGAUAUUCACCUGCUGGGUGGCUCUCAGGGCUAUAUUUACGAGAUUAUUGUGUCUCGCAUGCACUAUAUCAGAACUCAGACUGAGCUACCACUCCGAAUUGUUGCUUUGAGUGUCUCUCUUGCUAAUGCUCGUGACAUUGGCGAAUGGAUUGAUGCCAAAAAGCAUGAUAUCUAUAAUUUUAGCCCCCACGUGCGACCCGUUCCUCUGGAACUACACAUCCAAGCCUUUUCGAACCCUCACUUCCCCUCUCUUAUGCUUGCCAUGGCCAAGCCUACAUACAAUGCCAUCACGCAAAUGUCUGCGGACAAACCCGCCAUGAUCUUUGUUCCCAACAGAAAGCAAACGCGCAGCACCGCGCGUGAUUUGCUGGCUGCUUGCGUGGCAGACGAAGACGACGACAGAUUCCUCCAUGUUGACUCUGAGCAGAUGAAGCCCCUGCUGGAUCGUGUGCACGAAGAGGCACUAGCAGAGGCUUUGUCCCAUGGCAUUGGUUACUACCACGAGGCUUUGAGUCAAAACGACAAGCGCAUUGUGAAGCACCUCUUUGAUAAUGGCGCGAUCCAAGUCCUGGUUGCUUCUCGCGAGGUGUGCUGGGAAUUGACAAGCACCGCCCACCUUGUCAUCGUCAUGGGCACGCAAUAUUUUGAAGGCCGUGAACACCGUUAUGUUGACUAUCCUCUCAGCGAAGUGCUGCAAAUGUUUGGCAAGGCGCUGCGACCUUCCAAUGAUGGCCGUGGCCGCGGUGUUCUCAUGCUCCCACAGGUCAAGCGCGACUAUUACAAGAAGUUCCUCAGCGAAGCUCUACCUGUCGAGUCGCACCUGAACAACUACCUUCACGACGCGUUUGUGACAGAGAUUAGCACCAAGAUGAUUGAGUCUGGUGAAGACGCCAUCAACUGGACGACAUUUACCUACUUUUACCGCCGUUUGCUGGCCAAUCCCAGCUACUACGGUCUCACCAGCACCACUCAUGAGGGCCUCAGCAAUUACAUGUCAGAUCUUGUUGAAACGACUCUGCGCGAACUUGAAGAGUCCAAGAUUAUUGAAUUCGACGACGAGGAUGGCUCUAUUACGCCUCAGAAUGCCGCCAUGAUCGGUGCCUACUAUAAUAUCUCCUAUAUCACUAUGCAGACAUUCCUGCUGUCUUUGUCGGCGCGAACGAAACUCAAGGGAAUUCUCGAAAUUGUUACGUCGGCUACGGAGUUUGAGUCUAUCCAGGUCCGACGCCACGAGGACGGCCUGCUUCGCCGCAUCUAUGACCGCAUUCCCGUCAAGAUGGCGCAGCCUACCUUUGAUACUCCUCAUUUUAAGGCCUUUGUUCUUCUUCAGGCUCAUUUCUCCCGAAUGCAGCUGCCCAUUGACCUGGCCAAGGACCAAGAGGUUAUUCUGUCUCGCGUUCUCAGCCUACUUAGUGCCAUCGUUGAUAUCCUAUCGUCUGACGGUCAUCUGAAUACGAUGCAUGCGAUGGAAAUGUCACAGAUGGUUGUGCAGGCCAUGUGGGAUCGUGACAGUCCUCUCAAGCAGAUUCCUCACUUUGGAGCUGACGCAGUCAAGGCUGCCAAUGAGUUUGGUAUCAAGGAUAUCUUUGACUUCAUGGAAGCCAUGAACCCCGAAGAGAAUCCCGACUACAAAAAUCUCAUCAAGCGUCUUGGGCUGUCCCAGAAGCAGCUUGGCGAGGCUGCCAACUUCACCAACGAUAAUUACCCCGAUCUAGAGCUCGAGCACGAGGUCCUGGAGGAGGACGAGAUUCGCGCUGGCGAGCCGGCAUACCUCAGCGUCAAGGUUGUUAGAAACCUGGAGGAUGAUGGCGAAUACGAUUCGACUGUGCACGCACCGUUCUAUCCGCCAAAGAAGAUGGAGAAUUGGUGGCUGGUUGUCGGUGAUGACAAGACAAACAGUCUGCUCGCGAUCAAGCGAGUCACCAUUGGCCGUGAACUGGCUGUGCGCGUUGAAUAUACAGUGCCCACACCCGGCGACCACAAGCUGAAGCUGCUACUCAUGAGCGACAGCUACGUUGGUGUGGAUCAGGAACGGGAGUUUUCUAUCACUGCUGCUGAGGGCAUGGAUGUUGACUCGGACGAGGAAGACGAAGAUGACGAGUAA
Molecule: messenger RNA, 6603 nt
Organism: Akanthomyces muscarius
Lineage: Eukaryota; Fungi; Ascomycota; Sordariomycetes; Hypocreales; Cordycipitaceae
Exons: 1
Coding region: 1-6603 (2200 amino acids)
Cellular component (GO): nucleus
Molecular function (GO): nucleic acid binding; ATP hydrolysis activity; ATP binding
Source: RefSeq, a predicted model, not a curated record